AAUAGAUUUCAAAAAGAUAAAGCACUAUUGUUACUUUUAUUACUCCGAACUUACCUAAUAAUAAUGUAAUAUACUUGAAUAAUCUCGUUUAUCCUGCUGAUGGUGAGUGGUCGGAAAGUGGUUGGUGUGUCGCAUCAUGUGUGUUACGCUUAACCACGGGCUACAAAUUUAUGGUCGACAAGUUGAGACUGCCAUUGGUCGUGACGGCAGAAAGUCCGUCAUCUGUUUACGAUUGCAUUUAUCGUAUUAUGUUAAUGUAUCGAUCACGAUCGACCACUGGUUUUUUUUUAUCGAAACGUGUUUGUAAUGAGGUCCACUUGAGUUAAGUCUUAUUAUUCCAUACAAUUGUCGAUGAUUGGAUUUAUAGAUCACAUUUCCAUUUUAAACCGAAAUGCUGACGUUACUGUUUUUCCGUUGCAUUUUUUUUAAACAUUACAUUUUGGAUUACGUUUAUGAACAUUUUCGAACAUAUUAACCAUUUAUUGAAGACUUAUUUAUCUCAAUAUGGUUACUUGAAACCAUCUAUGAAAAAUUCGAAUGUAGCUAAUAUUAUAUCCGAGGAAGCAAUGGUCAAAGCAAUUAGGGAGUUUCAGUCAUUCUUUGGUUUAAACUUGACAGGUCGCCUGGAUAAUGAUACGUUGCACUUAAUGAGCAAGCCUAGAUGCGGCAAUCAAGAUGUAGGCGAAUUUGUUCCGACUAGGACCAGAAGAUAUAUCUCACAUAAUAGAAAGUGGGAGAUAAAUGACUUGACUUAUAAUAUAAUUAAGUAUCCUAAACAGCUAGAUAAGUCAGUAAUAGAUUCAGAAAUCCGAAGAGCAUUCGAUUUAUGGUCUGAAGUCACUCCAUUGAGGUUCACCCACAAAAAAUCUGGAAAAGUGAAUAUUAAUAUCAGAUUUGAAGAAGGUAAACAUGGUGAUCGUAAUUCAUCUUAUACUGUAUUGUCACAUACUUUUAAUUCAAAAUACGUUAGUGAUAUUUAUUUUGAUGGUUCGAUAAAGUGGUCAGUCAAUUCAAAGGAAGGUACAAAUUUGUUCCAAAGAGUAGUUCAUGAAUUGGGCCACUCGUUAGGAUUAUUUCACUCCAAAAAAGAAUCUUCUGUAAUGUUUGUAAUUGAUCGAGGUUAUAAUCCAAAUUUCACCUUAAGUAGUGAUGACGUGGAAGCCAUUCAGGCGAUUUAUGGUUCAAAUAAUAAGACCGAAAAAGUAAAUUUAGAGAAGGACCACGACGUAUUGAAAAAUAAUUAACCUUUGAUAUUUUGUUGAAAAGAAAUGUUUUAACUUCAUCGUCCUGGUCUCGACUAUGGUAUAAAAUGUAAAAUAAAUAAUAAAUAAUAUUUCUUAAAAAUAAUGCACUUAAUAAAUUAAUUAACCCAAAAUAAUUUUACUGUUCAUUUAUAAUACUUAUAUAACAAAACCAAUUUACGAAGCUAUAUAUGGUAUGUUUAAUAUAUUAUUUAUAUAAUUAUGUUAAUUUAUAAUAUUUUUAAAGAUUUGAAUAUGCUUAGUUCAAUUCAUUUUUUCAUUUAUAUAACGAUUACAGUUAAACGAAGAUUUACUUGCAUACUAAUGCAUGCUUUGCUGAAUUGAUCUAUAAGAGACAACAUUACUUAUAAGUAUUUUGGUGACUUUAAAUGUAUACUAGUAUUAAAAAUCACUUAAUGUUUUAUUAU
Molecule: messenger RNA, 1669 nt
Organism: Sipha flava (yellow sugarcane aphid)
Lineage: Eukaryota; Metazoa; Arthropoda; Insecta; Hemiptera; Aphididae
Product: stromelysin-2-like
Exons: 7
Coding region: 453-1244 (263 amino acids)
Biological process (GO): extracellular matrix organization; collagen catabolic process; proteolysis
Cellular component (GO): extracellular matrix
Molecular function (GO): zinc ion binding; metalloendopeptidase activity
Source: RefSeq, a predicted model, not a curated record